AAAAUGAAGCUAGCAUUCCUUUCGAUUGUCUGCUGCUGCCUUUUUGCUUUGGCCUUUGGUCAUGACAUUGCUGGCACCAAGGCCCCAUUUGUGCGCAGUCGUUACAGUUUACGUUGGCGUAAGACUACGACAGCUAUGCCAGAGACCACAACUGGUCGUGUCGUGGAGCUUGUUACCUCAACGGAGCGUCCGAGAGUGGGCACCUCAACAACCAGUCCGGAUUAUGAUUACUAUGGCAAUGGCGAAGCAGAUAAUAUGGUGCAUAAAUGA
Molecule: messenger RNA, 270 nt
Organism: Drosophila hydei
Lineage: Eukaryota; Metazoa; Arthropoda; Insecta; Diptera; Drosophilidae
Exons: 2
Coding region: 4-270 (88 amino acids)
Source: RefSeq, a predicted model, not a curated record